Molecule: messenger RNA, 2895 nt
Organism: Cercospora beticola
Lineage: Eukaryota; Fungi; Ascomycota; Dothideomycetes; Mycosphaerellales; Mycosphaerellaceae
Gene: BDP1
Product: transcription factor TFIIIB subunit BDP1
Biological process (GO): RNA polymerase III preinitiation complex assembly
Cellular component (GO): transcription factor TFIIIB complex
Molecular function (GO): TFIIIC-class transcription factor complex binding
Source: RefSeq, a predicted model, not a curated record
CACCACCCACAUGGACAAUCGAUAACACCGCGUCUGGCAGCUCGUGUCUGCCUCGAUCACACUCGCUACAAUGGUGCUGUUCUCGUCUGCUGCGCCUGGCAAAAAGGCCGCGCCCAAGGCAGCACCGCGACGCAGGCCCCAGCCGACACAGGCCGCACCAUCAGCCCAACCGCCGCCCAGUCCAGCACAACUUCCAACCAACGCGCAACCGACGCCACCGCCGACCCAGCCUACUGUCCCAGAGGAGACCUCGACGGCCCUCGAAGUGUCAGGCGCGAAGGACGCUCAUGCGCCAGCUCCAGAUACUAGUCGCGCGGCCGAAGUCGAGCAGGCACGUCCUGAGUCUGCUCAGGAAGUGGCAGUCCAACCGCCUGCACCUGUUGUAGAGAAAGCACCCACUCCUACGCCGAUAUCUCAGCACUUGUCGACCCCUGCUCCCACGCCCGUUGGCGAAACAACCGCACGAUCGACUUCGCAGACUCAGGUGCAAUCUGUGUCCCCGCUAGCGGAAACUGGGGCACAGCCUGCCGAAGCAUCGCGGGUCGCGCGGGAUGUAGAGACGACCUCCGACACAGCAAUUGCAGGCGCGCAACAACGGUUUGAAGACUACUAUGUCUCUCAGGAAUCUGCUGCCACGGUCCAAGCAGCACCUGCAGCACCCUUGAACGCGCCGAAAACGAAGAAAGUGGUACGCGUGACGAGCCCGGUGCAGGAACCAGACGCUGAAUCUGCCCCAAUCCCAAAGCCUAAACCUGCAUCGAAACGAAAGGCAAAAGGUGCAGCAUCGAGUGCUCCUGAUGGGCCACGACCCGCAAAGCGCACGAGACGUGCUGCCCCAGCUAAUGCGACAACAACGCCCGAUGCGAAGAUCGAGCAGCCAAGCGCAACACCCACUGCCGAACCAGCUCAUGAAGGUGAGGUCAACGUACCGGUUGAAGAUGAAGCAGCGACACCUCGGCGAAGACAGCCAUCUCGAAAAGCGGCGCGAACCAAGCGGAAAUCAAACGUCAAAAGCGUCGAGACGAUCGUCAAUUCCGAUGACGAGAACGAGGGGGCAGGUGAUGAUGCAGUGCCGACUGCGGAUGAGCGCGAAGAGUCAGAUGCAGAAGUGGAUGAGGCCCAAGCAAGACGCAAGAGACAAAAGAGGGUGAAGGUUGACGCAAAGCCUAGCAAGCCUAGAAGACGCAAGCGCAAGGUUCCUCGACCCCCGGCUGAAGGCGGAGAAGAAGAUCAGCAGGAAGAAGACGAGGGAUCUGAUCCAGAGCUUCAUGAAAUCGACCCAAAUGCGGUGUCGAUGUGGGAUCUCAGUCGUGAUGCAUACCACGGGAAAAUGUCAGAACGUGGCAAAGCGUUGGAAGCCAUCGAUUGGGAGGAGGAGAAGGCGAAACGACGUGCCGCAGCAGAACUGAUCGCAAGUGGAGGGCAACAGGCAGCCGCAGACACCACGACGAAUGGCACAGCGGAUGGCGUUGUACAGUCCACUGAAGGCCCAAAUGGCGUGGUUGAAGGAUCAGCAGAGCAAGGCGAACAAACGGAAACAGCCGUCCCCGCCGAGGAUGAAACAAAUGAUCAAGCGAACGCUGACGAACAGCCGACUGCCGCAGAUGAGGAUCCCGAGGACACCGACAAUGUCGGUUUUAUGAUGGACGAGGAUGGCAACAUUGUUGUGGAUCCCAAGACCAUGGUGGUCGAUCGACAGGCAGAAGCCGUGGCAGCAGCAGCUGCCGAUCGACCAGUAGAGGAAAUCAACGAUCUUACAACGUUCAACAAUCGAACGACCUGGAUCAAUGAGAACCGCCGAGAACCCACAGAUCGAGUACCUUUGUGGAAAUGGAAGAGCGACCCGUGGACGGAAGAGGAGACCGACGAGUUUUAUGAUGCUCUGCGGAUGUUUGGUACUGAUUUCCUCAUUAUCAGCAAGAUGUUUCCUCCAAAGACGCGACGUAUGAUCAAGGCCAAGUUCACGCGUGAAGAAAAGCUUGAUCCCGAACGAAUCAACAGAGCUUUGAAUGGUCAAGAGACGCGAAAGCUGGACUUGGAGUACUAUGCCCAGAAAACCUCACGAGAAGUCUCCAUAUUCACCAAGUACAACGGGCUUGAGGAUGCUCAAGAGAAAAUCAACAUGGAGACUUCGGAACGCCAUGCCGAGCUUGCCACGGCGGCUGCACAAGAAGAACAGCGCGAAGCCGAGAAACGUCUACAAGAGUCGCUGCAGAAAUCAAAACAAGGCAAAAAGACCCGCAAGUCUAAGAAGUCUAAGAUGGGCGGCAUGGGUGGCUUCGGCGGCGGUGGUGGACCUGAGGAUGAAGACUAAUGCGCUCGCUCUCGUGAAGACAGUUUCGAAGUAACUCCGGCCCUUGGUCCCAAAAGGCGUGCAUGUCUCGGAGAGGUCGCAUCGUCAUCAAUACGUCUGUGGUCAGAUUGACAUCCAGACACGUCGAUGCGUGGCCCGGGAUACUGGCGACGCACAUUGUCAGUCGGGCGCUGUAUUGACCCAUUUUCACAGACACCGGUACGUCUUUGGAUUCCUACUGGACUUCCGGUUGCUUCGCAACACGCAACAGUUCUGCUCACGUCGAACACACUUCCGUGGCGCCGUAAUGAUAGUCGCUCUAUCAAAGAGGUUCUCUACGCGUCAAUGGUCUGCACGUGGCGGAUGUCUCUCGCGCAUGUCUUGCGUAUUUCCACUUUCAUCUCGUUCUCGAGACUGUCUCAUACAAUCAAAGAAAGGCAGCGUUAGCUAUGUCUUGUUGUCGGCAAGCAGCUACUUCCCUUCAGAUACAAAAGGUAGGCCCAAGUACAGCUUUCUCUUGGUCAAGCAGGUCUUCAAACAGUUCAUACUCUCCCACACUUCACUUCACACUCGGACUGCUGGUCAGUCUUCUUCGCUUCACA